Lotus japonicus is the source of this 1200-nucleotide messenger RNA. RefSeq lists its product as uncharacterized. The transcript is spliced from 4 exons. Bases 1 to 1200 code for a protein of 399 amino acids. The record is from RefSeq and is a predicted model, not a curated record. Lineage: Eukaryota; Viridiplantae; Streptophyta; Magnoliopsida; Fabales; Fabaceae.
AUGCAGAGAGGAGAAGCAAGAAAAAGGAAGAUCCAAUGCACAAGACACCCAAGACGUACAAAAGCUCUCAGGUACAAAUUCCUGAUAAGAAGAAAAAGAAAGCAUGUACCUGAUUCUGAUUCUGAGCCUGAUGUCAGACAAGAUGUUCCUAACAUAUCAACCACAGCCAGAAAAAGAAUGAAAGGUAAGAGGAUUCCUGUUAAUGUUCCUAAUGCUCCUGUGGACAAUGUGUCCUUUCAUUUUCCAGACUCUGCUCAGAGAUGGAAAUAUGUGGUUCAAAGGAGGCUGGCUAUUGAAAGGGAACUGCAUGAAGAUGCCUUGGAACUCAAGGAAAUCAUAGAGGUUGUCUCUGCUGCUAGUUUGAUGAAGACUAUCAAGGAUCUUGGCAGAUGUUUUGACAAGCUUGUUAGGGAGUUCAUUGUGAACAUCCCUGCUGAUUGUGAUGAUGCUUCCAGUGCUGAGUACAGGAAGAAGCCCUGUUGUUGUGGCUUAGGGGAGCCUGAUUUGAAUAGGGUUGCUACAACCCUUACUGGGAAGUUGGUCAGGAAGUGGCCUAAGAAGGGAUUGCUUCCAUCUGGGAGGCUUACUGCCAAAUAUGCUAUUCUCUACAAGACUGGUACUGCAAAUUGGAUGGCCACCAAUCACUUGUCUGGUGUGACUCCACCUCUGGCCAGAAUGCUCUAUUUGGUUGGAACUGGAGGUGAGUUUGAUUUUGGAAAGCUGGUUUUUGAGCAGACUCUCAAGCAUGCUGGAUCAUAUACAGUGAAGCUGCCUAUUCUGUUUCCUUGUCUUCUCUCAGAGAUCAUUGCACAUCAACAACCUACUAUUGUGAGGGCUGAUGAGUCUCAAGGUAAGAAGCCCUUGCCUCUCAAGUUUGACUACCGGUUGUUUGCUGGGACACAUGUUCCAGACAUUGUGCUCUCUGCAGCAAAGGGAACUGCCAGUGCCAGUGGCACUAAGGCGGUCUCCGAGUCUCUUGGUGACACUGUUCAGGCUUGCAAGGUCAGAAAACUCAAUGUUGAUCAACUCAUCAAGGCUAUGUCAGAUGUUGCAACUGUUGCUGCUGGGAAAGAAAGUGAAGAAGAGGAAGCCGAAGCUGUUGCUGGUGAAGAAGCAGAUGCUGAGACUGAGGAGGAUCUUCUUGCUACUGUGCAGUUGUGUGUUCUAUACAAACAACAUCUUGUUGUUUGUGAUAGUUGA